GGAAGAAGAUUUGACAAGGAUGAAGAAGCUUCCUCUUGUCAUUUCUAACGCCAUUUCUACUUCCAUUUCUGUACUUGGACAGGUCGGAGCAUUGACAUCUGCACUUAUCUUCCGCGUCUUACCAUCUUCCCAUCAUCAAGCCAAUCAUCUAUUAUCUAGGCCUCUCUACCAAGUAUCCUAGUAACUAACCUGCCUGUUAACUUAACAUACCAUCUCCAUGCUUCCGUUACCCAUCACUCCGUUUGUUUGGAAAGCCAAUCGUCGUUAUUCUUCUUCCGCCAUUCCCUGUUCUGUUAUGCACUCUUCCAAUAGCAUAUGACGAGGCCUAGACGCCAAUCAAUGCCUACCAUACCGAUACUAUGCCCAAUCCGCCUCACUUGUGUCCAGUGCCCCCCCUUGGCGCAUCUUACAUUACUAUGUAGUAGGAACUACAUGGACACUGCACAAUGGACGAACUCGGCGGGGUAGACGAGGGUCAGUACGUCGUAUUAUAUCUACCUCGUCCCCCCCACGAUCUCGUCUCGGCUCCGACCUUUUUAGACCCUAUUCUUUUUACGGAUUCUUCAAUCCAUAUCAGCAGUUACUAGCUACUAACCAACACUUGAAUGGGUAUAGAGGACCAACUUGUUGUCGAGGAGUCGACUGAACCUCCUAUAUGUGGCCACGCCCAUGCCGUACACGAUUCUUUGCCUGGGCACAACGACCAGGGCACAUCAACUACAACUACCGCUGCCAUUCCUCCUACCACUAGCAGUGUAACUGGUUCACCAAACCCAGCUCCUAGUGAGAAGGCCGCCUCGUCUCUCGCAGAUGAAGGCUAUAUUGAGCCACACACCCUAACAGUUGAGGAUCUAGAGCAGCGUCUCAAGACCGACGUUCAAAAUGGCCUCGACGGUGGUGAGGCAGCUCGUCGCCUACAGGAAGAUGGACCAAACAAAGUUGAGGGAGCUCAAGGGCUAUCCAUGUGGAAGAUUCUCCUAAGACAGGUCUCCAACAGCUUAACUAUGGUCCUCAUCCUCGUUAUGGCUCUCUCAUUCGCCAUUAACGACUACAUCGAAGGUGGUGUUAUUGCCGCCGUCAUCUUACUCAACAUUGUUGUAGGCUUCGUCCAAGAUUACCGCGCAGAACAGACCAUCCAAUCUCUCUACGCACUAUCUGCCCCGACAUGCAAGAUUAUGCGUUCGGGGCAGAUAACCACUAUCAGGGCUGAAUCGCUAGUAAAAGGCGAUGUCGUUCUCCUUAACGUCGGUGACAUUGUUCCGGCAGAUCUUCGAUUUGUCGACGGACUAAACUUGUCUACCGAUGAAGCUUUGCUUACUGGAGAGUCGCUACCCAUCAGCAAACAUCCAUCUAUUAUCCUAAACGAGGUCGAGGUUCCUCUUGGUGAUCGUGUCAACAUGCUAUAUUCCGCGAGUACUAUCACUCGUGGGCGAGGCAAGGGCAUCGUUGUUGCCACGGGAAUGAAAACCGAAGUGGGAAAGAUUGCUCAACUACUGCGAGCAAAUCCCAACUCAAGUGAAGAUUUGUCCCUAAUGGGGGCAUACUGGAAGCGCUUCAAGGCUAAUACGCGCAGCAUUCUUGGAUUGGAGGGCACACCCCUUCAAGUCAAGUUGAGCAAGUUUGCUUUAGUCCUUUUCGCCCUUGCAAUUCUACUCGCCGUCAUCGUAUUCUCUGCUAGUCUCUGGAACAUUGACGACGAGGUUCUCAUCUACGGUAUAUGUGUGGGCGUUGCGGUCAUUCCUGAGUCUCUCAUUGCUGUCCUAACCAUUAGUAUGGCGGUUGGGACGAAGGCUAUGGCGAAAGGCAACGUAAUCGUGAGAAAUCUUUCAGCUCUAGAGGCCGUUGGAGGAGUAACCAAUAUCUGCUCCGACAAAACGGGUACCUUGACGCAAGGAAAAAUGAUCACGAGGAAAGUCUGGCUCAAGAACGGGUCCGCCGCUACCGUCGAAGCUUCCACUCAUCCCUUCGACCCCUCCAGCGGCGUUGUCACUUGGAACGAUGAGCCAUCUAAGCCCCAAGACUCCAUAACGUGCAUCUCUCGACUACCACCUUAUGCAAAGAAAUUUGUUGAGUGUUUAUCACUUUGCAACAAUGCUACGGUGACAGAUGGGAAAUCGGCACCGACUGACGACGCCGCCGAAACAUCAACCACUUCUACGGUUACGGCCUCUAACUGGACUGCUGUGGGUGAGCCUACCGAGAUUGCUCUCCAAGUCUUCGCAAUGCGUUUUGGCAUGAGCAGGACCUCGGUGUCUCAGACUAACGAUUUACAUCUAAUGGCGGAGCAUCCCUUUGACUCUUCAUUCAAGCGUAUGACUGUCGUAUAUGCAUCUCGAAGCUCUAGCGAGGCUGAUGUUUAUACCAAGGGCGCGCUGGAAGCUGUGCUUCCAUUGGUAGAUGCAUCCGACGAAGAAAAAGCCGAAUUCAUCGCCAAGGCCGAGUCGAUUGCUGCUGAAGGCCUCCGAGUACUCUGUGUUGCCCACAAAACCGUUAAGAAUGAAGUUGGUCUCAGAGAUGUCCGUGAAGCUGCUGAAAGUCACCUGACACUUUUAGGUCUUGCUGGCCUAUACGAUCCUCCUAGACUUGAGACGGCGGACGCGGUAAAAAGGUGUAAGAUUGCGGGUAUAUCUGUCCACAUGCUUACUGGCGAUCAUAUCAAGACAGCAACAGCAAUUGCACGUGAAGUCGGCAUCCUCGGAAAUGACCUCACUACUGCUGAGGCAGCCAAUGCCACCAUGCCUGCGGCUGUCUUCGAUGCCCUGACUGACUCUGAGGUUGACCAGUUGGAGAAACUCCCACUGGUAUUAGCUCGCUGUAGCCCGUCAACGAAAGUGCGCAUGGUCGAAGCAAUGCAUCGCCGUAAAGCAUUUUGCGUUAUGACUGGGGACGGUGUCAACGAUUCGCCUGCCUUGAAAAAGGCAGAUGUUGGCAUCGCCAUGGGUCUCAAUGGCAGUGAUGUAGCCAAGGAGGCUGCCGACAUGGUUCUCACUGACGACAACUUUGCUUCCAUUGUAACUGCCGUCGAAGAAGGAAGACGUCUGUUUGAUAAUAUUCAAAAGUUUUUACUUCAUCUUCUGGUCUCCAAUAUUGCUCAGGUAAUUCUCCUGCUUAUUGGUCUCGCGUUCAAGGAUGAUGAAAAUAAAUCGAUAUUUCCGCUAUCACCCAUCGAAAUUUUAUGGGCAAACUUGAUCACAUCAUCCUUCUUAGCCCUUGGCCUGGGCCUAGAGGAGGCUCAACCAGACAUCAUGCUACGGCCACCACAUGACCUCAGUAUUGGUAUCUUCACGAAAGAGAUUAUCAUUGACAAGAUGGCGUAUGGCUUCUUCAUGGGCGGUCUGUGUAUUGCCGCGUUUACCUCGGUCAUAUAUACGCCCAUGGAAGAUAUCUACGAUGAGCCACUAAUCUACAGUACGUUAGGGUACAAUUGCAACGAAGAGUACAAUCCAUCCUGCAGUAAUGUUUUCCGGGCUCGAGCUACAACGUAUGCCACCCUCAGCUUCCUCUUACUCGUCACGGCAUGGGAGGUCAAGCACUUCACUCGCUCCCUUUUCAACAUGUAUCCAGAAAUGUACACCGGUCCUUUCUCAGUGUUCAAAACGGUCUGGCGAAACAAGUUCCUCUUUGGGGCAGUGCUUGGUGGCUUCGUUAUCACAUUUCCAGUCAUAUACCUACCCGUCAUCAACAAGAUCGUAUUCAAACACGAAGCUAUCGGUAUAGAGUGGGCUGUGGUAGGCGCAUGUGUUAUAGUGUACAUUGCCCUAGUGGAGACGUGGAAGGCUGGGAAGCGGCGAUUUGGUAAAGGUACCAUCGUCCAUGGUCAAGUUGCUGCUAGCAGUGCUUAGGCGCCAUACAUAGGUAUCUACUUAGGUAGGUAGUAACUAUAUGAGUGCUUCUUAGGAGUUCCUCCGAAGCAGUCAUGAGUUUGCCAGUGGUCGGAUUUGGUCAGAUCCAAGGAAGUCUGGAAUAGGCAAAUAAAAAAGGAGGGCAUGGAUCUUCUUGUUGUUUUCUUCGUUUCCCAGUCUUCACUCAAGUUAUCACGUUAAGUGCGGGAGAUUGCGGUGGAAUUUUCCCUGGUACAAAACAGGAUGUAUUCGUUUAACAGUUGCAGUUUGGGGUGUUGGAUACUUCACAUAUGAACCAACUAAGUACCGCAUGAUGGUUACAAGUUUAGGUGUCGAGGAGCCAUUACUAUCAUUAACAUCCAUAGCUAUACGAUAUACUUAGCAAAUAUUAACUAUAUUCAUUCCUUAUACAUAGACAAUUAGUAUGAUUGUUGGUUGUGGUAUGGAAAUCGUGAGACCGUUUUUGUUCACGAACUAAGCUUUUAG
This is a messenger RNA of Hypoxylon fragiforme, 4328 nucleotides long. RefSeq names its product potassium/sodium eff. The transcript is spliced from 3 exons. Gene Ontology annotation, cellular component: plasma membrane. The record is from RefSeq and is a predicted model, not a curated record. Gene Ontology annotation, biological process: calcium ion transmembrane transport; intracellular calcium ion homeostasis. The coding region runs from base 606 to 3842 and encodes 1078 amino acids. NCBI's taxonomy places the organism in Eukaryota, Fungi, Ascomycota, Sordariomycetes, Xylariales, Hypoxylaceae. Gene Ontology annotation, molecular function: P-type calcium transporter activity; ATP hydrolysis activity; ATP binding.